AUGUAUACCUCUGGCCCCACCAUUACCACGAUCGCUCUGAGCUUACUGGCAGCUCUCCCCAACGUGCAAGCUGGUGGUUUAUACACAAAGAACUCACCAGUGAUCCAAGUCGAUGCCAAGAACUAUGAUCGACUUGUAGCCAAGUCAAACUAUACGUCGGUUGUGGAAUUCUACGCCCCUUGGUGCGGUCACUGCCAAAACCUCAAGCCUGCAUAUGAAAAGGCUGCCAAGAAUCUUGAUGGUCUCGCCCGUGUCGCUGCCGUGAACUGCGACGAGGAUGAGAACAAACCCUUGUGCGGACAGUUUGGUAUUCAGGGAUUCCCAACCCUCAAGAUCGUCCGCCCGGGCAAGAAAUACGGCAAGCCCGUGGUCGAAGACUACAACGGUCCACGAUCUGCCAAGGAAAUUGUCAGUGCCACUGUUGACAAGAUCAACAACCAUGUUAGAAAAGUCACGGACAAGGACGUCGAGGACUUCCUAAGCAAGAACAACGACACGGCCAAGGCAAUUCUGUUCACGGAAAAGGGCACGACAAGCGCACUGCUCAAGAGCAUUGCGAUUGACUAUUUGGAUGUCAUACAGGUUGCCCAGAUCCGCAACAAGGAAAGCAAGGCCAACGAGAUCUUUGGCAUCGAGAACUACCCUUCUUUGGUUCUUUUGCCUGGUGGCGACAAGCCCUCUGUCCUUUACGAUGGAGAAUUGAAGAAGGAGGGAAUGGUCAAGUUCCUUUCCCAAGUCGCUGAGCCAAACCCGGUCACUGGUGCUGAAAAGGCCAAGGUCAAGAAGGACAAGAAGGAGAAGCCAGCCAAGAAGGCCGAGCCCAAGAGUGAGGAGCCCGAGGCUGCCGAAGCUUCCACUGCUCCAAGCGAAUCUACCCCAGAGGCCAAGCCUGCGACCAAGGAACCACUCGCUUUGACCGGUGUCAUUGACAAUGCAAUUGAGCUGACCAAGGCUUGCUUGAAUCCAAAGGCCGGUACAUGUGUCCUGGCAUUCGUGCCCAAGGAACAUGGAGAAGAUGCUGAGAAAGCUCUCGAGGGUCUGCGCGGGGUGGGCAUCAAAUACGACGGCCCUGUUGCUCGACGAGUAUUCCCUUUCUACGAAGUUCAAACGGAUGACGCCAAUGUCGCUUCGAUGCUUGAGAGUUUUCACCUCGAGAAUAAGGUGGAGAUUAUUGCAAUCAACGGCAAACGUGGAUGGUGGAGACUGUACGAGGGCGACCACUCGCACGACAGCCUCAUGGCUUGGAUCGACGUUAUUCGCCUAAACGAGGGUGGUAAGAGAAAGCUGCCUGAGAUCAAGAUUUUUGUUCAGGAGGAGAAUGAUCCAAUCACUGAAGGAACCGUCGAGGUCAAGAUUGAGGAAGAAGUCAAGGUUGAGGCUGGAGAGGCUGAGCCAGAGAGCACAUCAACUUCAUGGCAGGGCGCGGAGCCAACACCCGAGGCUACUGAAGCCGCCGAGCAUGAGCGCGAUGAACUAUAG
Pestalotiopsis fici W106-1 is the source of this 1479-nucleotide messenger RNA. RefSeq lists its product as uncharacterized. Gene Ontology annotation, molecular function: protein-disulfide reductase activity; protein disulfide isomerase activity. The record is from RefSeq and is a predicted model, not a curated record. Gene Ontology annotation, biological process: response to endoplasmic reticulum stress. Gene Ontology annotation, cellular component: endoplasmic reticulum lumen. The transcript is spliced from 2 exons. NCBI's taxonomy places the organism in Eukaryota, Fungi, Ascomycota, Sordariomycetes, Amphisphaeriales, Sporocadaceae. Bases 1 to 1479 code for a protein of 492 amino acids.